This is a messenger RNA of Enterobius vermicularis (human pinworm), 1953 nucleotides long. The record is from the annotation of a GenBank genome assembly. Lineage: Eukaryota; Metazoa; Nematoda; Chromadorea; Rhabditida; Oxyuridae.
AUGGAAAUACGAGAGAUUGAUGUAAAUAUUACGUUUCAGAAUUCCUCUUUUGAUAUCGAUGACGGCAAGAAUGGAAAUUCACCGAUGACUGAACAGAAGGAACGGAUAAAAAAGUAUGAGAAGGACUUGAAAAAGAGAAAAGAAUUGGAUGAGCAACGUGCUCGGGAACAAGCAUUUCUAAGGUCAGAGGCUUUUGGCUUUAAGUCACUAAUCUUUAGAGCCUCUCUUCGUGGGUCGAAAAAACUGCAGUCAUUGGAAAACAAUACCAGAAGGAAAUUAGAACUAGCGAAUGGAGGUUGUCAGAAUGAUAACUCAGAUUUAGCGGGGUACUCAAACAAAUGUUAUGUUACUAGCGAUAUAUCAUAUCAGGAAAAUCUUGGGAAUUUACCAAGUGAAGCGAUACAGCUUGAACAAGUGAUACAGUCAGCAAACAGAGUUGCGAAUCAUCUUGAAAACAACGAAAAACGUGACGAAGAAUCUAAAUUUAUUCGAGAUUACUUUGCUCAACCUGAUGUACAGAAAGCGAUUGAAGCUACUGCUCUUCAACAGAAUGCUUAUGCUUUGAAUCAAAAAGCAUCGUCAUCGUCGUCAUUGACUGAUUUUGGAAAAGCUGAAAUUCAAGGAAACUUGAAGAUUGUUAAGUUCCAUAAAUGUGAUGACGCAUAUCUGGGGGCGACGGUAAGAAAUGAAGGUGAGAAAGUUGUGAUAGGAAGGAUUAUCAAAGGUGGUAUAGCCGAUAAGUCUCAUCUGUUACGAGAAGGUGAUGAGCUGAUUGAGGCAAACGGUCAUGAUCUUCGAGGGAGAAGUGUAGCUGAAGUCUGUGACAUUUUGAGAUCAAUUUCUGGUGAACUGUCACUAAUAGUUGUACCUAGUGAACAAAGUCCUACAGAUGAUGCCAAAGAAACUCCGGUGGUUUAUCAACACAUGCGAGCCUUAUUCGACUAUGAUCCUGAGGAUGAUUAUUACGUACCGUGUAAAGAAUUGGCACUGAAAUUUCAACGUGGUGAUAUCUUACAUGUUAUUAAUAUGUCGGAUGAAAAUUGGUGGCAGGCGUAUCGAGAUGGUGAUGAUCCAUCGUCAUCACUGGCUGGUCUAAUACCGUCUACAGCGUUUCAACGACAAGUUAUCUUAUACAAUCGUGAACUGGAAAGAGAAAGUGGAUUAAGUGCAAAGCGUAAAGAUUUAUUCGGAUGUGCAAAGAAAAAAUCAUCCAAAUCUAGAGCAACUGCCAGUAACACAUUUUUCAAUUCUGCAGACGAAGUUGUUGAAGACGGUUCGGAACUCUUGACUUACGAAAGCGUUUCACUGUACCUCUCAAAAACUGGCCGAAAACGGCCAAUUGUUCUUUGUGGUCCAGAAGGUGUUGGAUGUCUUGAACUUCGCCAAAGACUUGUUGAAAGCGAUAAAGACAAAUAUGCCAGCGCUGUUCCGUGUACAACAAGACCAAAAAUGCCCGGAGAAGUUGAUGGAAUUCAUUUUCACUUUGUAACAAAGUUGAAAUUUCAAGAAGAUGCAAAAGCUGGGAAAUUUAUUGAAUAUGGAGAAUUUCAAAAACAUUUGUACGGCACAUCGAUUGCAGCAAUUCAGGCGGUUGUGGAUAGAGCUAAAAUUUGUCUACUUACUUUAAAAGCUGAGAACCUCAGAGCGUUGAGAAAAACUUCACUAAUGCCAUUUGUGAUAUUCAUAGCACCUCCAUCGCUCCAGCAGCUACGGCGUCAGAAAGAACUGCUGGGGCAUCAUGGUAUUCGUGACGACCAGCUGAAACAAAUACUUCAUGAAGGCAAAUUAAUGGAGCAGACAUACGGUCAUUUGUUUGACCGGAUAAUGGUUAACAUCGAUCUUGACCGGUCGCUAGCUGAAUUAAAGGAGACGGUCCAUCGACUGGAGACUGAACCGCAGUGGGUACCUUCAUUUUGGGUUUCUGGAAACAAUAGUAUCGCUGUCCGUACAUAA